GUAUAAAUCUACAUGAUAAGCAACUGAAAACAAGACCUUGGCCAACAAGCCGCUCAGUCGUUCGCUGUGUCCACAAAGAUGAAGUGCUUCAUAAGAUAUGAAAAAUACUGCGAUUUUCCUAUUGAAAAUCUUCCAUAUGGGGUCUUUUCCACCAAAGAUGAUCCUACACAUAGGAUAGGUGUAGCGAUUGGAGAUCAAAUCCUAGACUUGAAACAAAUAUCUCAUUUGUUUGUGGGGCCAGAAUUGAAAAAGAAUCAGGAUGUGUUCAGAGAGAAAACUCUAAAUAAAUUUAUGGGACUGACGAAAAAAGCAUGGAAAGAGGCUCGGGAUACGAUACAAAACCUACUUUCAAUUGACAAUCAAACCUUACAGAGUCCUGACAUGAGAAAAAAAGCCUUUGUGUCACAAUAUGAUGCGACAAUGCAUCUUCCUGCUGAAAUCGGGGAUUAUACUGACUUUUUUUCAUCGAUCCAUCAUGCAACAAACACGGGUAUUAUGUUCAGAGGGAAAGAAAAUCCUCUGCUUCCCAAUUGGAAAUACUUGCCGGUGGCUUAUCACGGGAGGGCAAGCUCAGUCGUCGUCUCUGGAACUCCAGUCAGGCGCCCCAACGGUCAAACACUUGCAGUUGAAGGCGCACCUCCCGUUUUUGGUAAAUGCAAACUCAUGGACUUCGAGUUAGAAAUGGCAUUUUUCGUGGGUGGGCCUUCAAACGAAUUGGGAAAACCUAUUCCAAUUGAAAAAACUGAAGAACAUAUUUUUGGAUUUGUGGUAAUGAAUGAUUGGAGCGCUAGGGACAUUCAAAAGUGGGAAUACGUGCCAUUGGGACCUUUCACUGCCAAAAACUUAGGGACAACUAUUUCGCCAUGGAUCGUCACCACUUUUGCUCUUGAACCGUUCAAGGUAGAAAACUAUCCACAAAAUCCAGAGCCUUUCCCUUACUUAAAACAUGACGAUAAAUUUAAUUUUGAUAUUGGACUACAAGUGGACAUUACACCAAAAGGACUAAACGUGUCGACCACUGUUUGCCGUUCAAACUACAAAUAUUUGUACUGGACAGCAAAACAACAACUGGCCCAUCACACAAUUACUGGGUGCAACGUCAAACCUGGUGAUUUGAUGGCAAGUGGAACAAUCAGUGGCGAGACUUCGGAUUCCUUCGGUUCUCUUCUUGAGCUGUCUUGGAAAGGCACUAAACCCAUUUCACUGCUCGACGGUAGCCAAAGGAAAUUCCUCCAAGACGGUGACACAGUCACAAUUAAAGGAAUGUGUGAAGGAGAUGGCUACAACAUAGGUUUCGGCGACUGCGUCGGCACUUUACUGUCAGCUAUCGACAUGUAAAAAUAUUUCAAUAAAAAAUUUUCGAAUU
Molecule: messenger RNA, 1366 nt
Organism: Tribolium madens (black flour beetle)
Lineage: Eukaryota; Metazoa; Arthropoda; Insecta; Coleoptera; Tenebrionidae
Gene: Faa
Product: fumarylacetoacetase
Exons: 9
Coding region: 79-1338 (419 amino acids)
Biological process (GO): homogentisate catabolic process; L-tyrosine catabolic process; L-phenylalanine catabolic process
Molecular function (GO): fumarylacetoacetase activity
Source: RefSeq, a predicted model, not a curated record